Messenger RNA from Larimichthys crocea (large yellow croaker), 4172 nucleotides. RefSeq names its product thrombospondin, type I, domain containing 1 (gene thsd1). Bases 744 to 3566 code for a protein of 940 amino acids. Lineage: Eukaryota; Metazoa; Chordata; Actinopteri; Sciaenidae. Gene Ontology annotation, cellular component: cell periphery. The record is from RefSeq and is a predicted model, not a curated record. The transcript is spliced from 7 exons.
AUUUUCCAACUGUGCAAAACAAUGAAGCACUGUGCUGCAAAGGCAGGUUCAACUCUGAGGCUGAGGACUAGAUAUGUAUAUGUUUUAUAAUAUUCAAAAGUAGGCUUUAUAAUGAUAUAACAGAGCAAAAAAGAAAUAUUCAGGCCUUAUCCAGACUCAUAACUAAGCACACAUACAUUUAAAAUAUAUAUAUAUUAAGUACAAAGGAGGGAAAUAUUCAUACUAUGCCAAAUUUUUUUGCACGUGUAUUGAUAAGUAUUGUUUUUCUUAAUUGCAACCAUGUGAUCAGUUCAUCCUCAGUGAGCAGCCCUCACUAGUUUGAAUGGGAGUGUAAAGAGUCUCAACAGGCUGCCAAAAUCCCAACCUCAGUGGUCUACUGUGUUUGUAAGAAAAUCACAAAAAAAAAAAUCCUUUGUAAGCAACCAAACAAGAAUGUGGCUUUACCCCACAUCCCUCCACAUCCAUUGUGAAGAUGGAAGGAAGAGGAAGACGCCACUGUAAAUCCUGAAAGCUCACGGUCACAGCUUCGUGCUCCAGCCUUCCUGUUUUUCAUACCUCAAAUCACUGCACCACUUCUCCCGUGCCUUCUCCUGUCUGAUGCCACAUGGAAACGCUGCUGCUGCUUGUGGACUAUUUGUUUUGAUUUUUGAUUUCUUCUCUCAUCUUGUGAUUCGCUAGAGGUUAGGGGUGGUGGAAGAGGACGGUCAUGCGGUGUAGGAGAGGACAGAGGCACGGACAUCGGAAUGCCACAGGCUGCCUCGCUGUUCUCCCUUCUGCUGCCGCUCGUGGGAUGUGCUUUUGCAGGGCUCAAUAUCUGGCCCUCCUUACACGUCGCCCUUAGCAACGCCAGUGUAUUUGUGGACUUCAGCAUAAAAUCCAACAACAGCACCAUCCGCAGCAGGAGCCUCUCUCUGGUCAACAUAGAAACCAACACCACCCUUCUGACCAGGACACUCCCCAGCAACCAAUCGGCCGGUAGCGUCGAGUUCAACUGCUCCUGCUUCCUGUACGCAGGAACUUUCCGGUUCCUGCUGAGGCAGACCAGCAUCUCUGCCGUCUCUCGUGCUAAUGGCACAGAUGAACGCAGCACGGAGAGCACUGUCUGGUGGUGGAGUUCAGAACUGCAGGUGCAGUGGCCCACCUUUCACAUAGCUGUGGAGAGGGCGGGAAACCACUCAGGAUCUUUUCAGAUUAGGAUAUCCACAAACGAACACUUCCAGGCUUGCUCCAGGGACAUCAACUCUGCUCUCUUCAUAGAGGUCAGCUCCAUGGAGCACAACCAGAUAGGGCGGAACAGCAUCGACAAGAUCCGAGCGCGCACUCGACAGCCAAUCAAACCCCUCCGUUCCCAGAGUAUUGAGCUGUCCUGCGCCUUCCCCUUCACAGAAAAGGACUUCAUACGAGUGGCUCUGCGGUCUCCUCACGCAGCACAGGACGUGAAGAGCUCCGGGCCUCUCUACCUGUCCCGCAUCUUCUCCUAUAAGCUCCUGGUGGAAAAUGGCUAUGCUUAUCGGAGUGGUUGUGAAGGGACGAUGGCUGUUAAACUGAUAACCCCACCUUGUGCUCACAUCAAUGGGAAAGUGUUGCUGUAUAAGGAUGCAGGUGUUGGAACAGGUGUUUCCUCUGAGAUGGGAGCAGGUGGAACAGCGGUGAUGGGGUUCGGACCAGAGGAGCCCUCUUCUCCUCCGUUGGCCUUUAACUGGUUGACUCAGGGAGAGAAUGAGACAGAAUUCAACUGUUCUGUGUUUGACCCAGGAAGGAACAAGUACUGCUUUCGCUUUGUUUUCAACUUCAGUCGCUCCCCAAGUCCUGCACAGACCUGUUUGGUGGUUCACAGGAGUGCAGAGUCAUGGGGCCCCUGGCAGCAGUGGAGUGUGUGCAGUGUGAGCUGUGGAGAGGGGGUCAGGGAGCGGGUGCGUGAGUGUUUGCUGCCCUCAGGUGUGGGAGGAAUGCAGUGCACCGGCAUGGUGAAGGAGCAGUCCCUCUGCUCACUGGAGGACUGUGUGGCAUUGCCUGCACCUUCUCCAUCCCUCCCCCCCGUACCUGCAGGAGUUGCACCCUUAGGUGGUAACAUGGUGGUGGUGGCUGGUAUCUCCCUUUGCUUGGCUGUGAUUCUGGCUACUGUUGUGGUGACUGUGUGGAGAAAGCUUUGCCAGACCCCUCAGUGCAGCUCUGUCCGCAGAGCCUCCAUGCAUUCCCCUGGAGGACGCAAGCUCUCCGAUGAGGCCUCCAUUUGUGGCCACAGCCUCCAAAGACCCAGCCUGUCUGACGGCCAAGGCGUGGGUGUGGGUGUAGCCCAGAAAAACACUCCUGUCCUGGGCAGUCAACCUCUCUCACAGACCCUGGUGAUACCUGUAUCGCAAGACCCAGAAAGGCUGUCCCCUACGGGUCAGAAGAUGUUGCCAACAAUAUUUGGGUACCGAUUGGCUCAACAGCAGUUGAAAGAAAUGAAGAAGAAGGGAUUAAAGGAGGCCACGCAGCUGUACCAUGUCUCUUCAAGCCCAGUCCAUGACACCUUGGUUGAGACAUCUGCUUCACCCACCAUCUCCCCCAUCCCCACACCAACUGGAUUUGCUCAUCCCGCACUCCCUUUGGGCCUCCAGGAUGACACCAACCACAACAGUUUUCGUGAUGUGACUUCAUUUUCCGAACCUCCAGGGCAGACUUCUAGGUUCACGCCGGACAGACAGAGUCCCAGAGUGGAUUUCGUCUUAGGUCCUCUUGGAAGUGGAGGCAGCUCAAAAUGGCGUGACCGCACAGCGGACUGGGUGGAAAUGGUGGAGAGGAGUGGGUUAGUAGGUCCCAGAAGUGAUGCAGGAAACUCCAGUCAUAAGAAUCCAAAUUUCCGCCGGACCUCCAGUUUUAAUGACUGCAAACCCCAGCCUCCACCCUCUGCACGCUCCAGACAGUUUAGAGAAAGGAGCAUGACCCAGGUGGGAUCUCGGACCCUUCCUGAAGGAAGUUGUUGGACGAAAGGAGGAUGGGAAAGGCAGCCAUACCGCUCUUACCCAAUUCCGGAGCACGGGCCCCCAGACUGGGCUAAAUCCAGGCCUGAGAGAAACAUCCAGAGGAAGCCCUGGAUAGAGACAGCUGUUCCCUCUCACAACAGUGAACUCAAACACACAGGAACCAACACAAAUAGCAUUUCAGCAUAUGCUAAAACAGACCUUAGUGGCACUGCGGAAAUGCAAAGGCAAAGCCAUAAGACAGGGGUUGGACAGGGAAUCUCAGGGAUUGGAGGUCCAGUCGUAGGGCCUGCCAGCCUGAGCGUAGAUCGGGCAGAAAGGGCUGAACAGAACUGGAAUCGUCGUGGCCCUUCGCCCAUCCAGAGGAACAUCCUGGCACGGAAAUUAAAAGAGGCUCAGUCCUGCUCUAAGGUCAAGGGGCGGCAGCGCAGCUCCACCUUUAGCGCACCGUCCUUGGGGGAGAGGAAAGGUCGCUGUCGCUCCCUGCCGAUGUCUGGAGACUACAGCAGCGGUGACGGCUCGUCCUACCGGCUGAGUGAGGCAGAGCAGAGGAUGUUGGACCUAGAUCUGUCCUCAUCAUAUGUAGGGGAGGAGGAGUAGAUCAUGCAGUUUACAGUGACAUUUACUCAUCUUAUCACAGACACACAUAUCAGUGAGGAGUGUAUGUUAGAGAUUUAGGGAGUUCAUGAGAGCAAAAGGAUUAUAUUUUUUCUUAAAAGCUAUUUUAAAAGUGUUUCUGUUUCAAAAAAUUAGAUUUUUUUUAUUGUAAUUGUGUUAAUAUUUCAUUUUCUGAUAAGUGCGACUCUCUUGAGGAAGUAGGUUUAUUGGCUGCUGGUACAGGAUAGACAUAUUAAACACAGCCUUGUACCCACAUCUGUAUGCACUGUUAAACUAAAGCUCUAUCAGAACACAAGUGCGUUUUACUGUUCUACACUGCUGAAUGCUGUUUUAUGCUGUGAAGUCCACCUGUACACUACCGAGAGCCACUCUGACUAUGAUGUUUGUAUGUGUGAUAGAAGCAAUGUAAAAUACACAAGUUAGCAAUAUUCAGUUGUAAUGAUGUUUGAGGACAGCCUAAUACGAACACAAUGAACAAAAGUGAGGCAUUGAGAGAUGCUGUUUGUUUUUAUUGUUUGAGUAUUAUAAUACACUUUAUAGAAAGAAAUGCUUACUGGAAAACAGAAGACAAUGUACUAUCAGCAAGAA